Molecule: messenger RNA, 5317 nt
Organism: Amoebophrya sp. A25
Lineage: Eukaryota; Dinophyceae; Syndiniales; Amoebophryaceae
Source: the annotation of a GenBank genome assembly
GGAGUUUUUUCAGAAAUGAUCCACCACGCGUCGAGGGAAAAUUGAGGGGGAAAGAAAAAAUGUCGGGCGCCGGUUCCCACCGGGCUGUCACAGAGACGUCUCUCGGCCGGUGGACAAUAUUUUGCGUGUUUUCUUUUUACUACGGUGUGGGGGGCAGUUACGAUCUGGGUGCGGUAACCGCGUGUUUGCCGCUGAUUGUGGCAGACCUCGAUCUUCACAACCUCACGCUCAGUGGAUUUCUUGGGAGCGUCGGCUAUUACGGGAUGUUCACUACAAUGCCGGUCUUCGGCGUCUUCUUUUCGCGUCUCCAUCUCUGGCAGAGCCGGACUUUGGCACCUGGGUCGAUGGCUCACGAGUUUGUCCGUCGCGGGCAGUGGUUGUUCUUCAUCGUGAACUGGUCAUUCCUCGGACUUAUGGUGACACGGAAAAGCAUGCUCAUACUCGGACGCACCAUGGGCAAAAAUCAAACAAACCAAGUACAAUACCACGGGGGCCCACAGGAAUGAAGAUUCUUUUUUGAGUAUGAGUAAACUCUUCCCUGUCAUAGAACUCACUUUGCUGUUGCCCAUGUGCAUGGCGACCAGCAUCUCGCAGCUUAUUAUUGGAAGAUGUACGCAGGGAGACUACUGGAAUUGUUCUUCAGUAACAGAAACAAAAUUCAAAAUCCGAAUCGACUAAUUUUAUCGUCAACAGAAACAAAAUUCAGAGGUGAAAAGAAAUUAGAACUACUUCGUAAACUCAACCUGAGAAAGAGAACUGCUACCUGAAGCAAUUAGGACAAGACCCGUGCUGGUUAAAGCCUUGACUUUUUAUACUUUCCCUACUCGUCAGUUGAUUGUUUCGAUAUAUCAAAAUGUUGUUUUCUCGAUAUAUCAAAUGUUGCCCCACGCCUAGUUGCUGCCUCUUUCAGAAUUUUUUUCUUGGGUGUUUUUCAGGGUGCUGCGGAUGUGUAUUACCCCGUCUGGAUUGAGGAAUACGCACCACCAGCACAGCGCACGACGUGGCAGGGAAGCCGCUUCGUUUGCAUCAUGCUCGGAGUGAUGCUGGGUUACCUUUUAUGGGCGAAAACGAUCUUGUGAGUUCACAAGUACGUGUCUUUUCUCAAUAUCAAUGCCCUUCGUUUGAUGUUGCUAAAAGUAAGGAAAGAAGUAAGCGCAAUAGUAAUUCUUUUGCUUCUUCGUUGUACUGGUGGUAAUUUCAGCAUCAAACCUUCGUAUCCUGUGUGAGAGCAAUUUGUUUCACCGUCGUGGCAGCGUUUUAUACAAAUAGAUGGAGAUCAUGGUUGAAGUCAAACGCAGCGGAAACUUUUCUGUGUAUGUGUAAUCUAUCGUCGUUGAAUGAUCAAGAAGGACCUACCUCACACCGAAAUCCUGAGACGUUCACACCUCGCAUUGGCCUGCCUCUGAAGAGCCGCUCUGAAAGACUCAUUUCAAAAACAGGAACAGCCCGCCGCCGUUUAUUUAGUUUAGAGGAGUACUUGGCAGGUAAAUAGAAGUUAUUAAUGAACGCGACCUUACCCCGAACUGGAGUUUUUUUUCCAAAAGUUGAAUAGCGACGUCCUACGCGGGCGGUAAAACCUUUCCCCAAACGUCCUCCUUGGGGCGAUAUGCCGGAGCGGGGUUGUCAUCUUGUGUGGCAGCGAAGCCGAGGUAUCCUAUCCUAUCCUAUCCUUUGACAUUUUAAACUUUGAUUUUCAGGAGCGCCGCGAAUCAGCAGUGAUGCUUGUCAAGCGACGCAUUCUGAUCUUGUCCGUUUCAUGAGUUUUUCUAUUUUCCUUUCAUCGUUUGCAGGGGGACUCUUGGCAACCGGCUCAGGGCUGCUGUCGUGGCGUGCCGUGCUUGCUUUUCAGGGCAUCGCUUCUCUCGCAGCUGCCGCGAUGACCUUUUUUAUAAUCGACCCGGAGCUGAUGGCUAUCUUAUGGAGAGAACGAGGAAAGGAUUUCUCAAUCAAUCAAUCAGUUUGCCGCCACAGGGCACCUUUUUUUUUGUAUUCCGAGAACGCCGAAAGGGUGAUCCCAGUGUUGUCCGGUGUACCUGCCGGCGACGGGUGGAGUGCAUUAGCCUCCUUAUAUAUACAACCACGCACUAAUUGCCUACGAAUCCGUCGACUAUAAAAUGAAGAAAAAACUAGGGGCAAAUAAAUGAAGAAAAAACAAGGGGCGCCGGCCUCCCCGCAGCUGCGACUGCCGCACCUCUACGUCCGGGGACGAUAUGAGGAGGCGACGUUGUCCACACUGCGUGGGCAUAAGAGCCUCGAGCUUGUAUAGUGUGCUAAGGACUAUCUGCACGUACAGACACACAGUGCAAAUUAUAUAUUUGAGCUUUCUGCAAAGGCAACUAGGCUGUCCGUCAAUCUGCUAAGCACACGCCAGCCAGAGGAGGCAGUGGCGAAGGGCGACGUAGAGGUCGCUGGACAGGCAUUACAGCUUCGGGGCGCGAAUAAGAAUGAGCAGGCGGAAAAGCACAGCCUGCCAUCUGGUAAAAUCGAUCUUCUUGUUGAAGAUAAGGAAAGUGCCAAUUAUAAGGUGGACCAGAUGUUGUUGCUUCAGGCCGCAGAGACCAGCACGGCGUGCGAGGAUGGAGACCAACACAGCAGUGCUGGGGAAGUCGGGAGUGUGGUCACGGAAGAGAGUAUCACAGACGACCGGGAAAACGUGUGUGUUUCUGAAUCUUUCUGGAUGUUGUUCGGGAACUACAACUAUUUCAUGCCGGUCUUCAACCUGUCGUGCAUUUUUCUCAUCGCGCAAGGCGUCCAGUUCUGGAGUCCGCAGUACCUAAAGCGCGUCUUCUCUCCGAUUACCGAGGACCAUGUCAUUGCCACCACUUAUGGCUCCUCUUCUGGCUCAUUCAUUUCUACAGGGAAAUCUUAGGCAGAUUGCCGAAUAGAUUCACGCUGUCAAUUCAUUUCCACAACAAGAGGAAACUUUUUUCUGGUUUUAUCUCAGCUAAGGUGAGUUCUGAGAAAAUGAGCUGAAGAAAUGAAUUCUCGCGAGCCCGUCUAAACCACAGUCGUCAUCAUCGCGACUGGACCAGCCGCAGGGAUUUUCUUAGGCGGGAAGCUCAUCGAUUAUUUCGGUAAUGAUAAAACUUCACUAAAUCUCUAUGGGAUUGCCUUCAUUUGCUUCAUGCCGCCUACCAAGAAUUAUAUCCCUCGGGCAGGCAACGCGAAGUGUUUGUUGUAGGAUCAAUAUUCUGAUCAUAUUUUCUGACGCAUACAUACCAAGCUGUACAGUUUCACUGGAGCUAGAAGUAGAUCUGAAAGAACUUAUAUAAGAACGCCAUCCACCACCACCACCCCCACCACCAGGUGGCUAUCAUAACGAAAGUGGGAGAAUCCGUACAUACACGAUUCUCUGUGCCGGUGCACUGAUAAGUAGUAUAUGCGGCAUCAUUGCGAACGGCCUCAGCGGAGAACCGUUGUACAACACGGCAUGCUCGCUCCUGUGGGCCGUCCUUGCGGUAUACUUAGACUAGAUCAACUUGUCUAACUGAAGGUACUAGACUCUCAAAAGUAGAUUUCGAUGCCCUUUGCGGACGAGGUAUGUAAUAAAAAGAUGUCGAUUUCAUCUUUUUUCUUAUAAUGUUCAAGGGUAAAAAGAUUUACAAAAACUAUGUAAGUCAGGUCGGUGCCGGCGCCGUCGGGCCAUUGCAGGGAAUCUCGAUUAGCGCGAUCCCCAACCAUAGUGUGCGAACGUUAGGAAACUCGGUAGCCACCGUUGGAUUCAUGGUUGGCGCUUCCCUCGGACCCUUGAUUCCUGGGUUUGCGCUACAGGAAUUGUGCCCGAAAAUUAGCGAUGUUGAUAGCUCGGGGGGAAACGCUGACUUGAUGGUGUCUACAACAGGAACGGCGAGGACGAACAAUUUUUCCGGGUCCAGCAAAGCCGCACAUGAGUCCAUGAUAAAUCUGGCCUCCCUACUACCACAAGUGCAAACGCCUUUCGCAGCCGGGCUUUCCUGGCUAGAUCACCAAGUAAAAUCCGGUAUAGUAGCCACACCACCAUCUUCAUCGACAGUUAUUAGUAAGCAGACUAGUGGUCUCCCGGAAAUGAGCAUAGUACUGACAGAGCAGGGUCGCGAUGCAUAUACUAGCAGCAUAACACCAGGUUCUAGUGCGUCGUCAAUAAUGACAAAAACAUUAACAACGUUGAAUUUAGAUCAGUCUGACCCAUCCACCACCGCUUUAGACGAUGUUGCCAUUCCCUGUGUGCAGGAAGCAGUAAGUCCCUUGCUUUGCGGCGGGGUCUUAAUGGUGGUCACGCUGGGCCUCUGCCUGGUACUCGAAUUGCGGUCUCGCGCGCGAAAACAAACACUUGCGCGGCUGCAGCAACCUUUGUUGCGCCGACUAGAGCCGUAGUGUUGCAGAAUGAGCAGUGUUUCGCAGUACUGGAGACCCCGGCCUCUUCUUUAGUAGUAUUAGCAGUCCGCCCACUGAUGAAUAACUAGUAGUGCUGCACCUGCACCAGACCAACAACACUGGCCAUAACAAAAAAACGAGGUAGUCACUGAAGAUGACUGCAUCACAAUAUCAAAGGACCCUUUUCUAUACCAAGAAUUUCAAGGUGCACAGAUAUGCAAACAUUCGUAGUCCAUCCUGGAAUUGAUUGGUGUCCGUUUCUCUGUGCUGUAUCACAGUCAUCAUGUCCUUGCUUUUUUCCAUGUAAAAAUCUUGAAUAGAGGUAAGAACGUGGGUCAAUUUUUAUGUCAGCGUCCCUCUCUGCUUACCGCAGUGUCUGAAAUUUCAAGAGUUCAAUCAUUCGGGUACGUAGUGUCUUCUGCGCAGGCGGUGCAAUCAUUCGACCAUGAAAUAAGUAUUGGUUUCUAAUCCCGUAGCUAAUCCAAAUCCAUUACCGUCUGUGAGUGUAAUGCGGUGACCGAGCGUUGUGGUGUCCUCACGUUGGAAUCAUGUGCAUAACUUUCCUUUCUCUGACGCGAACAUAGUGAAGGUACUUGGGCUAGACGGGCGAUAGGUUUGCACAUGAUACAUCAUGGAUCUACUUCACAUAAAUGUUUAUAAUUUACAGAGGCUUUAAUGCUGCUCCUGAUGUAGUUAUCGGACUCGGAUGCGGCUCGGCAAGUACGUGGAAAGUCUGUAGCUGUCUUCUUUAUCCAGAAGGACCUACGAUGAGACAAGAAGAUGAACAAUGCAUUUAACGGAAGAUAAGGAGAAGGCUUGACGUGAUUGUGGCAGCAAGCUUCUAUAUCUCGCUUUGUACAGAUCGAUUACUGCAAUACUGUAUGCACGCAACGAAAAAAGAUGAACAUUCUUACGUAAUCAGCAUAUGAUUGAAGCGACGUCGAAGUGUCUUUAUUUACAGCAC